AUGGCUAUCCAUCCGGUGUUAUUGAGUACAUCGCUGGCUAAUGUUGGUGAGUUGGACGCAGCAGAGGCGGCGGGAAUACACCCACUGGCAUACCCGACUCGCCUUGUCGGCAGCGUUCUAUACGCUCAUAUCGUGGAGUGGAGCGCCGAGAUUAGGGAUGAACAAUCCCGGCUGGAAGCAGCACAGCUCGCCUUUCGUCAGAGGCCGACAGACCACUGGCCCCAGAUAGAAUAUAUUCGCACUCUCACUCGAAACUCACUUUGGCAACGUCUUAUCGACUUCGUCAAAUGGUUAAACGGGAGGCCGAGUGGCACGAGGCAACCCUGUAGCUUGAUGUUAUGGCUGGUUAUAAUCACUCCCGAGAUAUAUGAUUACAUCGGGAUCGCUAGCCGGUGA
Messenger RNA from Pyricularia grisea, 396 nucleotides. RefSeq lists its product as uncharacterized. The record is from RefSeq and is a predicted model, not a curated record. NCBI's taxonomy places the organism in Eukaryota, Fungi, Ascomycota, Sordariomycetes, Magnaporthales, Pyriculariaceae. Bases 1 to 396 code for a protein of 131 amino acids. The transcript is spliced from 2 exons.